GCGGCGGCAGCAGCAGUGUCACUCAGCACGGCAACGACUCGCAAAAAAACUAAGGACCUCUGUUUUUAUUUUUCUCACCUCUUUCUGUUUUUGUUUUUUUUGCAUCGCUCCCUCCUCCUCCUCCUCCUCCUCUUCCUCUUCUCCUCUCUCUCCUUCCCAUUCAGUCAUUUCUUCUCUACUUUUCAGUCCUUUCUUUCUGCCACAUUGCGCUCUUUCGGAGUGCAGCAGUAUGAGGGUACCAUGCAUCACAAAUAGGUUUUCUGUCCUUGCUCCAACUAGAGCAUGUAGCCAUAUGCUUUCUUCAUUUUCCUGCAUCUCAUUGGAAAUAAGUAGGCCAUCAGUCUUGUACCUUAAAUACAGUUUGUCAACCUCUGGGCUCACUUGUGCUUAUGAAGGGAUAUUUUAAAAAAAGUUUUGUACUUUAUUUUCUCACUGACUGUGAAGGCACCGGAAUUAAAACAAAAAUGGGGAUCGUAAUGUCCGACAUUUAAACCAGGAUGGACUUAUCGGACGUAUUGACGCCUGUAAUGGCCACGGUGCCGGCCACUUUGCCACCGAACUCUUCUCUGGAGAAUAUCAACCAGACCUUGCCUCCUUCCUCGUCGAGAUCCACUCCUCUGCCUCCUCACUCGCAGGUGGCGUCGAUGUUCAUCGUGCUGUUGGUCACGGUCAUCAUACUGGGGACUGUGGUGGGGAACGUGCUCGUCGUUGUGGCGGUUUUCACCAGCCGAGCCCUGAGGCCGCCUCAAAACCUCUUCCUGGUGUCUCUGGCUUCGGCCGACAUACUGGUGGCGACGCUGGUCAUCCCUUUCUCUUUGGCAAACGAGAUCAUGGGCUACUGGUACUUUGGAUCCACCUGGUGCUCCUUCUAUCUGGCUCUGGACGUCCUCUUCUGCACUUCCUCCAUCGUCCACCUCUGCGCCAUCAGCCUCGACCGCUACUGGUCGGUCACUAAAGCCGUCAGCUACAACCGCAAACGGACGCCCAAACGGAUUAAAGCGAUGAUCAGCAUCGUGUGGCUCAUAUCCAUCGUCAUCUCCUCGCCGCCGCUCCUCAUGACGCAGAAGGAGGACAUUUUGGGGACGGAGGAGGAGGAGGACAGUGACACACAGAGGCAGGAGUGCAAUCUCAACAACCAGACGUGGUACAUCCUCUCCUCCUGCAUUGUGUCCUUCUUCGCCCCGGGCGUCAUCAUGAUCCUCGUGUAUUGCAAGAUCUACCGCGUUGCCAAGCAGCGAGCCUCCACCGUGUUUGUGGCGAAGAACGCGGUGGAGCGGCAGCCGUCGCAGUCCGAGACCUGUUUUGAAGGCACUGCCAGGACUUGCCAAAGAAAGGCUACCGGUUGCGGUAAAUCUCAGUAUGAGCUGGAGAGCCCACGGCCCGCCAACCGACACAGCUCUUCCAACGUAGACAGCAAAAGCAGCAGCCACAGGGGGGGGGAGCUGGACGAUAUCGACUUGGAGGAGAGGAGCUGCGACGCCGACAUAAAAGCAUCCUCCUCGUUUUCCCUGGCUCUUCGCUUCCCAAGGAGAUCCGGCGGAAGUGUGAAAACAGAGGAGCGGAUGGACGCAGAGGGGCCGUCAAACCGAUUGAAGCCUCCCCCUCUUCCUCCUCCAUCGUGCGCCUCCAUAUCAUGGGCAUCAUCCGAGAACUGCUCCCACCACUACCUCAUCCCGUCUCCGGUGCCUCUCCGCAGCAGGCAGAUGUCUCUGUCCAAAAACAAAGUGGCACAGAUGAGGGAGAAGCGCUUCACGUUUGUUCUGGCGGUGGUGAUGGGGGUCUUUGUCCUGUGCUGGUUCCCUUUCUUCUUCACUUACAGUCUCCACGCCGUGUGCAGAGAGAACUGUACGAUCCCCGACACACUCUUCGACUUGUUUUUCUGGAUCGGAUACUGCAACAGCUGCCUGAACCCCAUCAUAUACACCAUCUUUAACCGAGACUUCAGGAGGGCCUUCAAGAAGAUUUUAUUUCACACUCAUAAACGAAAAUAAUGUGUGUGUGUGUGUGUGUGUGUGUGUGUGUUGGUGUGUGUGUGUGUGUGUGUGUGUGUGUGUGUGUGUGUGUGUGUGUGUGGCCUCACACCGAAACUAUGGAUUGCCGAUUCUUUCAAUAUUAAAUAAAUGAAUAAAUGCAUAAAUAAACAUGCCUAUGAAAUACAUCCUGAAAUAAAAACAUUGAGGGAAUACAUAUAUAAAUAAAUGUACAAUAUAGAAAAUGAAAAAAAAAUUUCAACGGACCUUUUUAGAUACAUUCAUGAAUGUAAAACGUGUUUUUUAUUUGUUGAACUAUAUCGACUAAUUUAUAUAUUUAUACAUUUCUUUGCACAUAUGUUUCUAUAUUGCCUCAUUUAUUUCAGGAUGUAUUUCAUGGGCAUAUUUAUUUAUGUAUUUAUUUAUUAAUUUAUUUAAUAUUGAAUAAAAAUGGUGUUCCAUAUGAAACAGACACACAAUAAAACACAAAUGUGGAUGCACACAGUUUUAAUCCUGUUUUCCACUGUGCUGUCAUACUGACA
This is a messenger RNA of Perca fluviatilis (European perch), 2512 nucleotides long. RefSeq names its product alpha-2Db adrenergic receptor-like. Gene Ontology annotation, cellular component: membrane. Bases 498 to 1991 code for a protein of 497 amino acids. NCBI's taxonomy places the organism in Eukaryota, Metazoa, Chordata, Actinopteri, Perciformes, Percidae. Gene Ontology annotation, biological process: regulation of vasoconstriction; platelet activation; adenylate cyclase-activating adrenergic receptor signaling pathway. The transcript is spliced from 3 exons. The record is from RefSeq and is a predicted model, not a curated record. Gene Ontology annotation, molecular function: alpha2-adrenergic receptor activity.